AUGUACAAGUUCAGUAACAAACAUAUAGAACACAUUUUUGAUGGCAAAGUAGCAGAUAUGACAUUAAUGUCUAGCUCCCAGGGUUCACAUUCUACUUUAGUUGAUCGAGACAAGGAUGUGAACCAGAGAGCUUCUUCAGGCCAGAGCCCUCCCCAGCAAACUCCAGUCCAAAGAUCCAUUGCGCCUUCUUUGUCGAAUUACACUACCGAAAGCAACACCGCACCUCAUAAGGGCAGCAACCUGGAUCCCAAGUCACCAAACUUUGACCCGACGGCAUGGAUGAAGAGGGUUGCAGCGCUCACAGAGUCAGGCCGGAGGUCUGCUUCGCAGCGAUCUCUAGGUGUAGCGUUUAGAAAUUUGACCGUGUUUGGCUGGAUAACUGAAGCACAGUUUCAAAAAUCGACCGGAAACGUUUUGAUUGGCAUUGCAAAAUCACUGGCCAGGUUGGCUUCCGGCAGCGGCUUCAGAGGCAGACGAGUAGAUAUCUUACAAAAUUUUGAAGGCAUCGUUGAGGAUGGUGAAAUGCUGCUUGUUCUUGGCCCUCCUGGCUCUGGCUGCUCAACAUUUCUGAAGACAUUGUCUUCGCAAACGGCAGACCUAGAACUAUCCCCAGACGCUUAUAUCAACUACCGUGGAAUCGAUCCGAAACUGAUUCGUUCCUCUCUCCGCGGCGAUGUUCUCUACAAUGCAGAACUCGACUCGCACCUUGCCCACCUCACAGUCAACGAAACAUUACUCUUCGCAAGUUGUGCUCGUUCCGUUCGACAUGUUCCCCAAGGCUUCACCCGCCAACAGUUCGAUGUUCUCCGACGCGAUGCCAUGAUGGCCACAUUCGGAUUGACGCAUACCGCCAACACUCGAGUGGGCGACGAUGUUGUUCGCGGUGUAAGCGGCGGAGAGCGCAAGAGAGUCAGUAUCGCCGAAGCAGCGCUCACAAACGCCAAGUUCCAAUGCUGGGACAACUCUACUCGCGGUCUGGAUAGUGCCAACGCCGUCAACUUUUGUCAGAAUUUACGCCGGCAGGCCGACCUUUUGGGCACCACGUCAGCGGUGACGCUCUACCAAGUUCCCCAGUCAGCAUACGACUUGUUCGAUCUCGUUACCGUCAUUUACGAAGGCAGGCAGAUUUUCUUUGGGAAGUGCUCCGAGGCCAAGACAUACUUUGAAGACCUGGGGUUUCUUUGCCCGGAACGCCAGACCGUUCCGGACUUCUUGACCUCCAUGACAAGUCCGCUGGAGCGUACUGUCAAAGCCGGGUUUGAGAAUCUGGCGCCUCGCACGGCCGACGAUUUUGCACUGUGGUGGCGCUCCAGCAAGUUGCGGCGGGAAUUGCAGCACAGACUGAACAGCUAUGAAAACAAGCAUCCUGUGCAGCACAGGCUAAGCGAGUAUCUAGAGUCUCGCCAUGCUGAGCAGGCAAAGUCCCAGAGCCACAGCUCCCCUUACACCAUCUCCUACUACCGUCAGGUUUCUCUGACCUUUUGGCGUGCUUGGAGGAGGCUUUUGGCUGACCCUGGCUUCACAAUCGUAUCUUUGGUGUUCAACCUCAUCGUAGCUCUCAUUCUGGGCAGCAUGUUUUACAACCUCCCCAACAACUCCUCCAGCUUCUACUACCGUGGAGGAACUAUAUUCUUCUCGCUCCUAUUCAAUGCAUUUGCCAGCCAGCUAGAGGUACUCACUCUCUACGCCGAGCGUCCAGUUGUAGAGAAACAUAACCGGUACGCCUUCCACCGUCAAUCAGCACAGGCAAUAGCCAGCUAUUUGUGCGACAUUCCCUACAAGAUUGUCAACAUGUUUGUGUUCAACAUUCUUGUCUAUUUCAUGGCUCAUUUGCGGCGUGGGCCCGGCGCCUUCUUCUUCUUCUGCCUGGUCUCUCUGCUGGCGACUCUCUCCCUGUCGGCCAUCUUUCGAACCCUCGCCAGCAUCGCGAGAACAUCUGCCCAGGCUAUGAUACCUAGCGCUGUGAUCAGCUUCGGUCUUAUGAUCUACACGGGCUUCACCAUCCCUACUGCUUACAUGCCUGGCUGGUCGCGAUGGAUGACCUAUAUCAAUCCGUUGGCCUAUUCCUUUGAGGCGCUCAUGGCGAACGAGUUUCAUGGUAGGGAGUUUGCAUGUUCAAGCAUAGUGCCUCGGGGUCGUGGAUACGAACGGCUGCCUGCGAGAUCCCGGAUUUGCGCCGUCGUGGGGGCCAAACCCGGGUCAACUGUUGUCAAUGGCGACCGGUAUAUAAACCUGUCGUUCGAUUACUGGAAUGAUCACAAGUGGAGGAAUGUUGGCAUACUCUGUGCAUUCACCGUCGUUUUCUUUGCAGCCUAUCUCCUGGCCGCAGAGUUGGCACGGCCACCAAAGACAAAGGGCGAGGUCCUUGUCUUCCGACGAAGUCAUAGAACAUCCCGUAGUAGCUUGAUGGAUUCUUUUCUGCCUCGGUCUGAUCUGGAGACUGCUCAGUCAUCCAGGGGCAGCCAAUCUUCCCGACUAGAGAAGAGCAACAUUGUCAACCAUGAGGCCAGCUCUGAUGGGAAUGUAACCAAGCCCCUCGCCGCCACCACACAAGCUUUCCAUUGGGAGGACCUCUGCUAUUCCAUCAAGGUCAAAGGGGAAGAACGCCAGUUGCUCGAUCAUGUCGACGGCUGGGUCAAGCCUGGAGUUUCCACUGUUCUGAUGGGUGUUUCUGGAGCUGGAAAGACCACACUACUGGACACCUUGGCAUGUCGUGUUUCCUUGGGUGUCGUGUCUGGCGACGUCUUGGUCAACGGGACACCCACCGACGCUACUUUCCAGCACCAAGUCGGCUACGUACAGCAGCAAGAUCUUCACAUGGCUACAAUGUCGGUACGUGAGGCUCUGACGUUCAGUGCGGUGCUACGACAACCAGCCGAAGUGCCGCGCAGUGACAAGCUUCGAUAUGUCGACCACGUCAUUGAAGUACUGGAAAUGCAAGACUUUGCAGAAGCCAUCAUUGGCAUCCCCGGCCAAGGGCUCAACAUCGAACAGAGAAAGCGGUUCACAAUCGGCGUGGAGCUUGCUGCUCGUCCUCAGCUACUCAUCUUCUUUGACGAGCCGACUUCAGGUCUUGAUGCGCAAACAUCAUGGGCCAUUUCCGUGCUCAUCAGAAAACUAGCCAACUCCGGGCAGGCAGUCCUCUGCACCGUCCAUCAGCCCUCAGCGAUGCUUUUUAAUCAGUUUGAUCGGUUACUUCUCAUUGCGCCGGGCGGUAAAACUGUUUAUUUUGGUGACUUGGGCGAGCAUUCAUCCACGUUGAUUGACUAUUUUGAACGAAGUGGUGCCACGCCAAUCCUACCUGGUGCGAACCCUGCUGAAUGGAUGCUGAAAGUCAUUGAGCCGCAAAAAAAUCUGUCCGAAGGUGUAGAUUGGCAUGCAACAUGGAGAAAUUCUCCAGAAUAUCAGGGUGUAAAGACAGAGCUGGCCCGUCUGCGAGGUUUACGCUUGACAGAAACUAAUGCAGCAGGACGUAGCAGCGAAAAGUCGCAGCAUCAAGAGUUCGUUGCUUCCUUCGCUACUCAGUUUCGAGAAGUCUUGAUUCGAACAGCGAAGCAUUUUUGGAGGUCCCCCGUGUACAUGUGGUCCAAGAUUGGUUUGAUCACACUAUCGUCUUUGUAUCUCGGCUUCAGUUAUAGCGCAAACAACUCUAUCCAAGGUUUGCAGAACCAGCUAUGGGCCGUUUUCAUGUUUCUUGUGCUCUUCCUCAACAUCAGUGAGCAGAUCAUGCCCAUGUUUGUGCCGCAACGCAACCUCUACGAGGCACGGGAGAGGCCGUCCAAGAUCUACCGAUGGGCCACGUACGUGCUUGCCAACAUCUUGAUUGAGAUCUUCUGGAAUUCGCUCAUGGCGGUCAUCAUGUACUUUUGUUGGUACUAUCCCGUGGGCUUCUUCCGAAAUACCACAAGCGAUGACCAGACAGUCCGAGGCUUCCUCGUGUUCCUCUUUCUCUGGGUCUACUUGCUGUUUACCAGCACCAUUACGCAUGCAGCCAUUAUGUGGAUGGAUCUUCCAGAGACUGCUGGUGUUCUCAUAACAUUUUUAUGGACACUCUGCAUCCUUUGUUGUGGCAUCAGUGUACCGCAGGUUGACCUCCCCAGAUUCUGGACCUUCAUGUACCGGGCUUCUCCUGCUACGUACUUGGUGGGAGGCAUCAUGUCCACCGCCGUCGCACACAAUAACAUUACUUGUGCUGACUACGAGGUAUUGCGCAUUGCACCACCUGCAGAUGGAAUGAGUUGUGGCAAAUUCCUCGGACCAUUCGCUAGCAAGAUGGGCGGCCGCGUGCUAGAUGAGGCUGCGCUUGGUAUAUGUGGCUACUGCCCUGUCGCGACCACGAAUGACUUCUUGGCUCGUUUUGGGAUAUCUUAUGAUACCAGAUGGAGAGAUUUUGGACUUGUUUGGGUCUAUGUUGUUGCGAACAUUGGCAUCGCUUUGACACUCUACUGGGUCUUUCGAGUGCCGAGCCAGAAGAAGACCCAAGCCAAGAGGGUGUGA
Pochonia chlamydosporia 170 is the source of this 4497-nucleotide messenger RNA. RefSeq names its product ABC transporter CDR4. The record is from RefSeq and is a predicted model, not a curated record. NCBI's taxonomy places the organism in Eukaryota, Fungi, Ascomycota, Sordariomycetes, Hypocreales, Clavicipitaceae. The transcript is spliced from 5 exons. Bases 1 to 4497 code for a protein of 1498 amino acids. Gene Ontology annotation, biological process: transmembrane transport. Gene Ontology annotation, cellular component: membrane. Gene Ontology annotation, molecular function: ABC-type transporter activity; ATP hydrolysis activity; ATP binding.